This is a messenger RNA of Didymodactylos carnosus, 1179 nucleotides long. NCBI's taxonomy places the organism in Eukaryota, Metazoa, Rotifera, Eurotatoria, Philodinida, Philodinidae. The record is from the annotation of a GenBank genome assembly.
AUGGGUAUUGGUAUUACUAAAAUUACCUCUGGAAUACGUUCACAUUCUGAGUUACUUAUUGCUGAUGGAUUAUAUUCAAUAGCUGAAGGUAUUGCAUUAAUUGGUGUACUUUUCGCUUUACACUACUCGGAAAAAGAAGCGAGACAGAAAAAUAAUACAUUUGAAUGGACCCGCCUUGAAUUAUUAGCCGGCUUGUUGCAAGAAGUUUUGCUUCUCUCCAUAUCAAUAAGUAUAAUUGUUGAUGCUAUAAACAAGUUAACUAGUCCAAAUCGUAUUCAAGAUCCAUUCUCCAUGAUAGUUCUAGGAUCGGUAAGUGCUACCAUUGGCAUAUUAGGAAUGUUUAUGUUUCGAGGUUAUGAUCAUGUUCAUAAUACAAAACGUGAAAUAAUAGAGCGAAGGAAAACUGAUUUUAUCUACAGUGUUCGUGAUCGAUUAAACACUAUUGAGACUAGUCGUCAUUGCCACUCAAUUAGUGAAACAAUUGUAAAUACGCUUAUUGUACCUGAUGAAAAUCUUUCAGUGAUUAGCAAAAGUGACAAUUUCAAUCUUUCUUCUUCAUAUGUUGUUCAAACUAAUUAUUUGAAUGAUGGUGAUGAAUUUGAAGAGUCAAGAAUCUACGCAACAUUUCAUGCACUAAACUAUUCUGUUGAAUCGUUAAUUGUAUUAUUAUCUGGAUUAUUGAACAAAUUUGUUCCAAAUCAUGACCAUUUUGGAAGAAAAAUUAAUUUGUGGUUGAAAUAUCUUGAUCUAUCCCUCACGUUACUUAUGGUCGUCAUUAUUGUUACUAGAGGUGUUCCCGUUGUUUGGUCAUUGAGUCGUAUUAUGACUGAAGCCGUUCCAGAUGGAAUAAAUACGGAUAAAUUGAUACAAACGAUUUUACACGAUAUACCUGAAAUUAAAGCUUUACAUAAUCUUCAUGUUUGGAGACAAACGAGUUCACCGCCGAACCGCACAGUGCAUGCACGGAAAAUAUUGGGCGUCGAAUACAAAACAUUUUUUGGAUCACAUUAUAUUCGACAUUUUACAUUACAGUUUGAAUAUGUUAGUAAUAAGAGCGAUAUAAAUGAAUGUGUUUAUGGUGUAAGAGGUCGAAAAACUGGACACGAAUCAUCGGCGAAUAGCGCGAAAAAGGAAAGAAAAGAUACUGUAUUACCAAAAUUUCUCGUUGAAACAUUAUAG